CUAACCCCUCAGGAUGUGGAAAACAGAAUAUCCAAACUUUAUAUCUUGUCUCCAAAGAACCCAGAGCAGAAGAUUAUUAAACGAGUGAUUGGUCUGGAAGGAGACAUUGUAAAAACAAUGGGACACAAGAAUCGGUAUGUGAAGAUUCCUAAUGGACACAUUUGGGUAGAAGGUGACCAUCGUGGACAUAGCUUUGACAGUAAUGCCUUUGGACCUGGUUAUGUGAUCUCAGACCAGGAUGCUAGUGGCCACAUGUUUAGGCCUCCAGGCCAUUCAACACUUUGGGGUUUACCGAUUCCAAGAACUGGACUUCAUGUGGAGGUUUCACUUGGACUUCUUCAUGCACAUGCAACUCAUAUACUCUGGCCUCCUGGCCGUUGGCAGAAACUGACACCGCUGUUACCUCAGGAACGCAAUCCAAUAAUGAGCGACAAAGAAUGAUCACAUUUUUAUUAUUAUUAUUAUUUUUUUUUUUUUACAUAUUACUUUGGAUGUGCUUAAUAAGAUACAAUGUUACAAUGUAAAAACCUGUACAUCAUGACUGUCAUUGUUUGGAAGCCUGAUUGGUUGAAUUUCAAAGAAUCUUUGAUUAAAAUGUUAUGCAUUAUUUUGAUGAUUUAAGGUAACCUAAUGUGUCAAUGACCACUUUUCUGGAAAUGUUGAAAAAAUAUUUGGUUUUGAUUAAUAAAAGCA
Molecule: messenger RNA, 693 nt
Organism: Hyla sarda
Lineage: Eukaryota; Metazoa; Chordata; Amphibia; Anura; Hylidae
Product: mitochondrial inner membrane protease subunit 2-like
Exons: 5
Coding region: 118-441 (107 amino acids)
Biological process (GO): mitochondrial respiratory chain complex assembly
Cellular component (GO): mitochondrial inner membrane peptidase complex; membrane
Molecular function (GO): serine-type endopeptidase activity
Source: RefSeq, a predicted model, not a curated record